GUCAAAGGUCACGGUUUCAUAAUUUUUAGAAAAGUUUGGAAGAAAAAGCCAUAAAUAUGACUUGGUGGUUGAAACCAACCUUUGCCACAGUUUUGCCACAUCUAGGUGGCUUCGCUGGUGCUCUAAUAACACAAAAACAAGUACCAGGCUGGUAUAAGACCCUAAAUAGGCCACCAUGGACCCCUCCAAAUUGGGUGUUUGCUCCAGUAUGGACCACUCUGUAUACAGGUAUGGGAUAUGCAUCCUAUUUGGUUUGGAGAGAUGGGGGUGGCUUUGAAGGAGAGGCCUCCACAGCCCUGGCACUCUAUGGGACACAGCUUGCCCUAAACUGGGCCUGGACACCCAUUUUCUUUGGAAUGCAUUGGAUUGGAGUGGGAGCCAUUGAGAUUCUGAUGACCUGGGGUGCAGUGGCUGGAUGUGUAGUGAAGUUCCAUCCCAUUAAUAAGGUAGCUAGCUAUCUAAUGGUCCCAUACCUGGUAUGGCUCACCCUGGCCAGCAGCAUCAACGUAUACACUUGGUGGUUCAACGAGGACAAAGCAAUUGAGGAGAAGAAGGACUAGAAUCUUAGAAAUUUAGACAAUACUUUAUAUUGCUUUAAUUUAGCGCCUGUUUUAAUUUUGUGAUUUACCGAUUCUGUAGAAGAUAAGCAAUUUUAAUCUUCAUCAAUGACGAGUUAGCAAUAAUACUGAUAAUAUCUAUGAGAAUCUUUAAGGGAUUUCCUCAUACAGUAUAUCAGCCUUAUUGUGAUAAUCCUAAAUUAAGAGUGCUCUAUUAAAGCAAUUUACUAAAUGCAUCCACCCACAGAUACAUGUAUAUGAAUGUGUAUACACAACAACAACGUAUCAAGUAUGAAGUAACAAUACAGCAAUUUAGAGGCCAAACUAAAAAGCUUAAAGCAAUAUUUCAAGGUUUAUUUUAUUUGAUAAACUUUUGAUUAACUUAUAAACUUUCUGUACUUCUUUAUACAUUUUUAUGUAUUCUCUGUAUUCAAUAUAAAAGUUUAGGCCAUGCCCUGAUAAUCAGUGGCCGUGCCAAUAAUU
Messenger RNA from Owenia fusiformis, 1040 nucleotides. NCBI's taxonomy places the organism in Eukaryota, Metazoa, Annelida, Polychaeta, Sabellida, Oweniidae. The record is from the annotation of a GenBank genome assembly.